AUACCCUUUAAAUAUCGAUCGUCAGUAACUGUGGCUGACUUACCUAUAUUCUAGCAAGCAGGACUGCCAGAUGUGAAGGGGAAAUCCCCAAUAAAUUGUUGCAUGUGACUGAUGAUGUGAGCAUGUUCGUUUCAUAAUAAAAAUGUUGCCAGGUAACCAAAAAGUCGUAUGUUUUUGUGCGAAUUACGAUCAUAAUCUUUACGAUCGUACAUUAAAAAAUAGACAAAUAAUAGUAUGAGUACGAUUUAAAUCGUAUAUCUGUCAACCCUGCUAGCAAGACAGCGACAAAAUCACGUUGCAUAACAAUGUAGCCCAAGCUUAUAUCUUAUGAAAUAUACGGAAGAGAUACGGACUUAGAAAAAACAGAAAUGUUCUCUGUGGAAGUCAUUGAUGAAAUUCUAUGUAUUUUAGCCCGCAAACUUUCUUCAAACAAAAACAGCGCCAUCUAGUAUCGAGUUCUGUAAUUAUCUCUUUGUUUAUGGAUUUGAAGUAAGACCGCCACGCAUGCAAUACAUUAUGACUGGGGAUUCCCCUAUUCGUCGACGCUGAAUAUGAGGCGACGACAAUCACUGUCAAACGUGUUCACUAUUACUCUGACUCUGGUAACGUGACUUCCUGGUAACGUGUUAGGUAGGAAAAGCAGUAAAAAAGUGCAUAUUAAGGGAGCAGAUUUGAAAUAAUAUUUAUACUUAACAAGAAAUAAUUAAAGGUUCAAUGGGGAGACCUAAAGAUUUACGCAUAUGGGAGCACUACCGUACUUUACCAAACAAGUCUGUUUCUUGCAAGCUUUGUAAUAAGGUCUACAAAUUCAGUAAUGCUGCCAAAAUGCUUCAACAUCUUAUCACUUGUCCAAAAUCUCCAGAAACAUUAAAAGACUCUAUGAAACUUAUAAAAGAUAGCUCGUCCAAAACCAAAAUGUCUGGACUGUCAGAGAUAGAGACAAAUGAUUCUUUUAUAAGCCCCUCGUCGUCUGCUAACACUACAAUAAAUGCUGAGUUUCAAGACACCGAUGAUCAUAUAAAAACAGAAUUAGCGAGAGCUAUAUUUGUAACAGGGACGCCAUUAUCGAUGGUGCAACAUCCUUUAUGGAUACAAUUUUUCGAAAAAUUGCAACCAAAAUUUAAAAUACCUUCACGUAAAGCUUUAGCGACAAAAUACUUAGAUAAAAUAUAUAGAGAAAUGCGUUUUGAGUUAAAUGAGGAACUAAAUGCUUGUAGUUACUUACACCUUCAGUGCGAUGGCUGGUCUAAUUUAAGAAAUGAAGGAAUAAUAAACUUUCUUAUAUCAAAACCUCAACCUGCAUACGUUAAAAGUUUGAAUACAGAAAGUAAUCCUCACACUAGUGAAUACCUUAGCCAAGAAGUUGAAAAAGUAAUGAAAGUGUAUGGAGCAAAUAAGUUUCUUGUACUUAUUGGCGAUAACGCUAGAAAUAUACAAAAGGCAUUCGAAUUAACAAAACUCAAAUAUCCACAUGUUGUUCCUCUCGGUUGCUGUGCACAUAUCCUUAACUUGUUGUGCCAAGAUAUUGUAAAGAUACAAGAAGUAACUGUGUUUAUUAUGCAAGCCAUAAAUAUAAUAAAAACUGUUAAAAGGAGUCAACGAUUAAGUUCCUUGUUGAUAAAAUCAAGGCAGGGUGAAGAUUCUACACAAACACUAAAAUUGCCUUGUGCUACAAGAUGGGGAAGUCAUGUUACUUCGUUAAAAAGUUUGAAAGCAAAUAAGAUAGCUUUGCAAAUAUUAACAGUUAGAGAAGAUGUGGUAAUUUCAAGAGAUAUUAAAGAUUUAAUUCUAAGUGAUGAUUUCUGGACGAAGACAGGGGAAUGUAUAAGUAUUUUGGAACCAGUCACUGAAAGCAUAUUUUACUUAGAGAGCGACCAGAAUCGUUUGCAUCGCACAUACAUUACAUUUAGAGAUGUACAAGCUAAGAUACGUUUUGCAUUAAAUGAGAUUUCGACAUUGAGCGAAGAAAGCAAACAGCAGAUUCUAACAUCAGUAUCUUCAAGAUGCAAUAUGGCAAUGAGGCCAAUACAUUUUGCAGCAUAUAUUCUAGACCCCAGGACUCUAGGAGUCGAACUUACUCAAGAGGAAGAACUUAAGGGUAUGGAGUUUAUCUACAAUUUAAGCCAACACUUAAGUUUGUCAAAUGUAAUGGCAGAUUUGGCGUGUUAUAAAGCUAAAGAAAACUUUUGGGCCAGAGGAUUUGUGUGGAGCUCAUUAGAUAGCAUUGAGCCCCUAAUAUGGUGGAAAGGUAUUUGUGGUUCCACUGAGUUAAGCAAAGUAGCGAUUCGUAUUCUAUCAGCUCCCUGUACUUCGGCAGCCACUGAGCGUUCCUUUAGUAUCCAAGGCUACAUACAUAAUAACAAAAGAAAUCGACUUACAACUGAAAGAACUGAAAAAAUUUCAUUCAUUUGUUAUAACUGGAAUCUUAAACAUAAAGCUGAAUGCGAGGACAUUCAGUUUAAUGAAGAAAAUACCUUAGAAGCUUUCAUUGAGCAAGUAAAUGAACAUAACAGUUUAGACGAAAUAGAGCCUAUCGAACCUAUACAAUUCAUCGCUUGUAAUAACUCUGAAUCUGACAGUGAUUGACUGUAGUUUUACAUUUUACUUUCAUCUCUUUCUUAAUAAACUCAAAAUCAAAUUAAAAGUUUUUUAUUCUGUAGGCUGCAUAAUAAUAUUGUCUAUGUCCAGUAUAGUGGACGUCUUGCGGCUGAGAUGACGAUGAUGAAGUACAAAAUCAUAAACACCCAAAAAUUUGGGUGUUUAUGGGGUUUAAACCCAAUAAACCCAAAACACCCGGUUUUUACCCACCAGACUUUAAACCCACCCAGGUGGAUUGC
Messenger RNA from Galleria mellonella (greater wax moth), 2837 nucleotides. RefSeq lists its product as uncharacterized. The record is from RefSeq and is a predicted model, not a curated record. The transcript is spliced from 2 exons. The coding region runs from base 715 to 2586 and encodes 623 amino acids. Lineage: Eukaryota; Metazoa; Arthropoda; Insecta; Lepidoptera; Pyralidae. Gene Ontology annotation, molecular function: DNA binding; protein dimerization activity.